AUGUAUACUUUACCACCAAGUAGGCAGAUUAAAUGGCACAGUAUUAGGAGUUUGCCCCCAAUGUCAAUGGAACAAGUUCUUCACAUGAAUGGAGAAGGGGAAGAAACAAGCUAUGCAAAAAACUCCACAUUUCAAAGAAAAGUGAUAUUGGGAACAGAGCUUAUUCUAGAAGAAAGUAUUAAGAGAUUGUUGCAUCAAACCACUUAUAAAAGUAAUUUGAAAGUGGUCGAAUUAGGUUGCUCUUCAGGACCAAAUGCACUUCUUGUUGUGUACAAAAUAUUGGGUAUCAUUAAUGAGACUGUAAUGAGUUUAAAUCGUGAGGCGCCUAUACUUCAAGUUUAUCUUAAUGAUCUUUUUGGAAACGAUUUUAACGGUAUCUUCAAGUUACUUCCUGAUUUCUACCAAAGGAUACAAGAGAGAGGAGACAACGUUGGAUCAUGCCUUAUAAAUGCAACUCCGGGGAACUUUUAUGGAAGACUUUUUCCUAAUAAUUGCAUCCAUUUCUUUCAUUCUUCCAGUAGUCUUCACUGGCUCUCACAGGCUCCCGAAGAAUUGACUAUGGGAGAAGAACCACUAAACAAGGGUCAUAUUCAUUUAACAUAUACAAGCCCUGCAAUAGUCUACAAAUCAUAUUUUGAGCAAUUUCAAAGAGAUUUCAAAUUGUUUCUCGGUUCACGUUCAGAUGAACUAAUACUUGGUGGAAGUAUGGUACUAUCUUUCCUUGGAAGAAAAAAUGCUUUAUUUGAAAUAGGCGAUUCUGGAGUCUUAAUUGGUAUCGUACUCAAUGACAUGGUCUUAGAGGGUUUGAUUGAGAAGACAUCAUUGGAUUGCUUUAAUAUGCCUUUAUAUUGUCCUACGAUGGAGGAAGUUAAACAAAUAAUUGAGGAAGAAGGAUCAUUUACCAUUCAAACAUUGAAAACUAUUCAAAUAAGUUGGAAUUCACACCUUCCAGAUGACAUUGAUGUUUCUAUUCUUGAUAACAAAGUGAGAGGAGAUUUGAUUUCCAAGUCCCUCAGAGCUGUCAUGGAACCUCUUUUCUCAUUUUCGUUUGGCAAAGACAUCAUGCAUGAAUUAUUCACAAGGUUCGGAAGGAAGAUAUCCCAAAUCAUGGAGAUAGAGACAUUGCAAUACACAAAUUUAAUCAUGUCCAUCACAAAAAGAUGA
Messenger RNA from Lotus japonicus, 1164 nucleotides. Its product is annotated as probable jasmonic acid carboxyl methyltransferase 2. The transcript has 5 exons. The coding region runs from base 1 to 1164 and encodes 387 amino acids. NCBI's taxonomy places the organism in Eukaryota, Viridiplantae, Streptophyta, Magnoliopsida, Fabales, Fabaceae. Gene Ontology annotation, biological process: methylation. The record is from RefSeq and is a predicted model, not a curated record. Gene Ontology annotation, molecular function: S-adenosylmethionine-dependent methyltransferase activity.